AUGGGCUGUAAUUCAAGUUCUUUCAACAAGGCUUUGUCAUUUUUUGGGUGUAAUACACGUAAAGUAAGUUUAAAAGCUUAUCAUAAUUUUUUAUUUUGUAAGAAUAGGAUAGGGUAAAGUAAGUUAUGUAGGUUAUGAUAAGUUAAAGCCAAAGCAAAGAAAAAAAUUGCCAAGUGUUAUCUUAAGCAUAUUUUCAGGAGUACGACUUCUCCCACAUUAACAUAAUAGAGAUUAUAAUUUCUAGCAGCACAACUUAUAUCACGCUGAAUUUCAUAGAUGAUGAUGGAAAAAGACCAUAUAUGAUCUUAGAUCGAUAUGAAAUGAUUUUGGCUAAACUUUUACAGUGUUUCGAAAAGAAACGUCAUUUUAUUGUUUCGCUUGAUCUAUCUGAUGAGUGUUUAUGGUCAUUGCCCUUGCUUCGCACGGUCGCGAACUUCUUGUUGGGUAAGUAGGCAUUUUAGAUGUUUACCGUGUAACUGCUGUAUAAAGAACUGUUGGUUUAUACUCUAACCAUUAUUUUUAGAACAUCUAUCGUCAGCAUCAGUUUGCGUUAAGCUGCGUCAUUCAACCCCAGUAGAUGAAUAUGCGCUAUUUAUUGACUUCUACAAGAAAGUUCAUCCUAUUGUUGAUGUUUUACAAGUCAGCCACCCAACCAUGCUCAGAUAUCUCAUGGAUAUUGAAAUAAAAGUUUUGGUUCUAGAACCGUGCCCAGACGACUGUAAGUUUUUGUUUACAAUAUAUAAGAAAGAGUAGAGUAGAGUAGAGUAGAGUAGAGUAGAGUAGAGUAGAGUAGAGUAGAGUAGAGUAGAGUAGAGUAGAGUAGAGUAGAGUAGAGUAGAGUAGAGUAGAGUAGAGUAGAGUAGAGUAGAGUAGAGUAGAGUAGAGUAGAGUAGAGUAGAGUAGAGUAGAGUAGAGUAGAGUAGAGUAGAGUAGAGUAGAGUAGAGUAGAGUAGAGUAGAGUAGAGUAGAGUAGAGUAAAAGCAAGGCGACACAAGGUAAGGUAAGGUAAGGUAAGGUAAGGUAAGGUAAGGUAAAGUAAGGUAAAGUAGCUUGCUCUACUUUGUUAUACCUUAUGACUGCUCUAUCUUACUUUAAUCUAUCUUAUUGUACGCCAUCAAACUUCACAAUUAUUAAUUUCAGGUUGGCUUGCUUUGAAAUAUCUUCAAGUGUCCGAGGUUCGACUUUUUUAUCCGUGGGAUUUAGAAAACUAUGUUCGAAACGGGAUUCGGAUGCCAACAGUCGAAACAGUUAUAUUGUGUUAUGAAAAAGAAAUGAAAAAAGUAAACAUGAAGAAGUUUCACGGGAACUUUGCGAAGGUGUUUCCGACUUUGGAAAGAUUUACUAUUAAAGCAGAUGAACCUCUUGAAAAACCAUAUAAAUAA
Molecule: messenger RNA, 1382 nt
Organism: Bursaphelenchus okinawaensis
Lineage: Eukaryota; Metazoa; Nematoda; Chromadorea; Rhabditida; Aphelenchoididae
Source: the annotation of a GenBank genome assembly